This is a messenger RNA of Naegleria fowleri, 909 nucleotides long. RefSeq lists its product as uncharacterized. Gene Ontology annotation, biological process: mRNA splicing, via spliceosome. The transcript has a single exon. Gene Ontology annotation, molecular function: nucleic acid binding. The record is from RefSeq and is a predicted model, not a curated record. Bases 1 to 909 code for a protein of 302 amino acids. NCBI's taxonomy places the organism in Eukaryota, Heterolobosea, Eutetramitea, Acrasida, Naegleriidae. Gene Ontology annotation, cellular component: spliceosomal complex.
AUGUCUUCCAAUAAACUAUCCUUUCGAGUCCAUGCUACAGAAAAGAACAGUGAUCAUCAGGAUGAAAAAGCAAUCUUUGAAGAUCAUCAAAAAGAGCCAUCCGCAGAAGAGAGAAAAUCCGAUUUGAAAAGAAAGCACGAUGACAUCAUUCCAUGCAAAGGAAAUUAUUUUCAAGCCAAACACGCAAAACGAGAGGAGGACGAGAAACUCUUGCGAGACAAGGAAGAAUUCGUUCCGAAAAAGCCAGUUUCGGGAUUCGGUGCUGCCAUGCUGAAAGGAAUGGGAUGGCAAGAAGGAAAACCAUUCGGAAGAACUAACAAGAUUGUAGAACCAAUAGAAGCACAACCGAGGCCACACCUUGCAGGGCUUGGAAGUAAUUUGCAUCGACAGUUAGAAUUAGAUCCCAAGAAUAAGCAACUAAAGGACAAGCUGGAAAAACAGGAUACAAAUGUCAAAAAGCAAGCAGUAGAAACCACCACAAGAUCCAUUUCAUCAAGCAAAUCACUCUCGAUUGGAGAAAUGAAAAAUCAAGCAGCAUCACAAUUAUCACAUGCGCAACAACCAAAGAAACCGAUCACAUGGCUACUUCCAAAUCUGUACGUGAGAUAUAUCCACGAAGGAAAAUAUUAUUUGCAGAAAGGUGUCAUCAUGGACAUACCAACAGAAUAUGAAUGUACGUUAAGGCUUGACUCGGGUGUCAUAUUGGAACAUGUGUAUGAGACGUCACUUGAGACUGUAAUUCCCAAAAAUAAGGGAACUCUUUGUAUGGUGGUACAGGGGAAAAACAAAGGAUUUAUUGGUGAAAUGAUCAGCAAGGAUCGCGAAAAAGAGACUUGUCAGCUCAAAAGUCAAGACGACGACAUUAUUCAGGUUUCAUUCGAUCAUUGUUGCGAGUAUCGAGAGUUUUAG